This is a messenger RNA of Serinus canaria (Common canary), 1661 nucleotides long. It is a transcript of the gene ING4, whose product is annotated as inhibitor of growth family member 4. Bases 84 to 833 code for a protein of 249 amino acids. NCBI's taxonomy places the organism in Eukaryota, Metazoa, Chordata, Aves, Passeriformes, Fringillidae. The transcript has 8 exons. Gene Ontology annotation, cellular component: nucleus. The record is from RefSeq and is a predicted model, not a curated record. Gene Ontology annotation, biological process: regulation of DNA-templated transcription; positive regulation of apoptotic process.
GCGGCUUCGCAACCGGGCAGCGCCGCUUCCGGGGGCCGCGCGCGUCCGCUUCCCGCCGGAAGCGCCCGUGUGUGGGGCCCAAGAUGGCGGCGGGGAUGUACCUGGAGCACUACCUGGACAGUAUUGAGAACCUGCCAUUUGAAUUACAGAGAAACUUCCAGCUCAUGCGAGAUCUGGAUCAGAGGACAGAAGACCUCAAGUCAGAGAUCGAUAAGUUGGCCACGGAGUAUAUCAGCAAUGCACGGACUUUGUCUUCGGAGGAAAAACUGGGGCUUCUCAAGCAAAUCCAGGAGGCCUAUGGGAAGUGCAAGGAAUUUGGGGACGACAAGGUUCAGCUGGCUAUGCAGACCUACGAGAUGGUCGAUAAGCACAUCCGGCGGCUGGACACAGACCUCGCUCGCUUUGAAGCAGACCUGAAGGAGAAGCAGAUAGAGUCGAGUGACUAUGACAGUUCUUCCAGCAAGGGCAAGAAGAAGGGCCGAGCCCAGAAAGAGAAAAAAGCUGCCCGCGCUCGCUCCAAAGGGAAAAACUCUGAUGAGGAAGCACCAAAAACUGCCCAGAAGAAACUGAAGCUUGUCCGCACUAGCACAGAGUAUGGAAUGCCUUCUGUCACCUUUGGAAAUGUGCACCCCUCAGAUGUACUGGAUAUGCCCGUGGACCCCAAUGAGCCCACUUACUGCCUCUGCCACCAGGUCUCCUAUGGGGAGAUGAUUGGCUGUGACAACCCAGAUUGUUCCAUUGAAUGGUUUCAUUUUGCCUGUGUGGGUCUGACAACAAAACCAAGAGGAAAAUGGUUCUGCCCUCGCUGUUCCCAGGAGAGGAAGAAAAAGUAAAGUCAUAGGAGACCUCAGUACUGCUGCAGGAGCUCUCUUCCCCCUGCCAGGGCCUCGUCCCAGUUCCCCCAGCCCUUGGGGCCUUGGCUGAAGGGAAGUCUUGCCCUGUUUGUGGUUUGGGCCAUCCCUGGAAUGGUGUGUACCCUCACGGUGGUUCCUGUGUGUUCUGUAUCCCUGGUUGCUUCUGAGUCCUCAAGGGAGGCCCUCUCUGUGUACUAUUCCAAACAGGUCUCUGAACCUCAAAGGGAAUGAAUGAGGGCACCAGGGUAGCCACCAGAUUCCCAGGGAUUCAGGUAGCCCCUGAUUUUCCUUGGCUUUCCUUCAGCCUCCUCAGAGUUCAUUGCCUGUUCUCUGCUUAGAGAACAAGGCUAUGGGAUGGGGGAAGGAAAGGAGGUAAGUCUUCAGCAUUUUAGGUCAUUCAUUUUCCUGGAUCUUUUUCAGGAGAGAGGGAGUAACCAGGCUACUUCUUAAUCUAGUGGGCUGGUUGAGAGACUGAAAACCUGAUGUGCUCCCUGUCUUUAACCAUUCCACUGCUGGCAUUGAGCAGCCUCUUUUGUUGGGGAGAGGAGGAGGCAGAGGGAUGUUUAGAGCUAGCUUUGUCUCUCUUAUUCCUGGGGUAAACCUGCUGGUCUGGGAAGCACUCUGUGUGAAGGAGGAAGAAUUUCUGACCACGUGGGGAGAAACGGCUUGGUCCAGUCUGUCUUCCGGCUUCCAAAUUCUGCCUUCCUCUUGUGUAGCGGUGCUUCUCCAUGACGCUGAUGGUGGGAAGCUUGGAGAUUCAGAUCCCACUUGUAUAAUACAGAAUGAAAUAAAAUUCAUUAAAACCAA